GACGCCACUAAAUUAAAGUUUCGAUUUCACCCUCCCCUCGCAGUCUUUCAAUAUUACGAUUGUUUUAUUUGUUUUGUCUUAUGUUUGUGUGGCAUUAGUCUCAGUAGUCAAGUUUCAGCUGCUCGAACCUGUCUUAAUAAAAUCUAUGGGUACUGACUCCGCCAUCCCUGAUGAAUUUCGGAGUAGCCUACGCCUGUCAAAAUGUGUCAAAAUGAAAAGGGAUUUCCAGCACGCGCGCGUGCGUAUUACUUACUAAACUAACUGUUUGUAUUUUUACAAAUGCUCAUAUUGUACUGAAAUCCUGUUAGAAUACGCAGUCCCCUCGUAUUCUAACAUAACUACAAUUCCCAUAACGUACCUUUUUGUUUCCUUGGAAACAUGUCGUGUUGUCUCUCGUACAGGUAACUAGCUAAAUCGACUUUGGGCUUUCCAAAUAACGUAAGAAAAGUAGCGUGUUUCCAUUACUUGCUUAACACUGUGGGUAAGUGUAUGAUAUUUGUGAUAGAUCCGUAAUUAAUUAAGAUAGGUCAGUAACUAAAAAUUUGGUCGAAAUGGUUGAUUUGUUAAAGCUUGGCUUGUCUGUGUAUUGCGUAUACAAUGUUAUGAUGAAGCCUUUGAGAAUUAGUAUCUCUGUCAGUUCACUCACCUGUAAUUUGUCAUAACGUCACUAUCCUCCCAACAGGUGAGUGAACCUUUUACAGGUAUGACUAUGUAUGGAGCUCCUGUGGAUUUAUCUUUUAAACACAUCAGCAGUUUGGCAGAUGCAUGGACAGAGGAACCCACCAGUGGCCUACGGCCUCUAAAGAGAAAUUCAGAGAUGAAGUACCAAAGCCACUCACUGCGUCUCAAUAAUAACAAUAUCACUGACCUUCAUGACCUCCAGAAGACUGUUAGCGACUUCCUGGCUGAGCCAUUACAGCUUGCCUGGCUGGACCUUUCAUUCAACCAAAUCACACAUAUAGAACAUGUUUUGUGUGAGCUGCGUGAGCUGCGUGUGUUGUAUCUUCACGGUAACAGCAUUUUUAUUCUGUCAGAGGUGGACAGACUGGGAGUGCUGCCACAUCUACACACCAUCACUCUACAUGGAAAUGUCAUUGAAGCCAACAAAGCUUACAGGAAUCGUGUGAUUAAUGCUUUGCCUCGGUUAAAGACAAUGGACUUCAGUGCUGUAACACGGCAGGAGCAAGUCAUGGCAAAGAUCUGGCAUCACAGCAACAACCACAGCAGACGCAAGGAAACUCUCCAGUGACUGCUCACUCAUCUCCAUUGUGGUGUGUUAAAAUCAUAGUUUCACUCAAAUGACCUGUGCUCCACAUCCACUGCUGAAAAACUUGUAUAAUAUUGAAUAUGCUGUAUGUUUGCCUGUAUAUAUCUGGUCAUAUCUGCAUUGUUAUUGUUUUUUUUUUUUAUCUACUGAUAUGAACAAUUUAUUAUUAGAUAGUCCAAACAGGAGUCAGGGCUACAGCAAUCCAAAACAGUCUGAUAGUGAACAGUGAGUGAUCCUGAGAUAUCGGCUCUCACAUACUAUAGAUUCAUGUCAAUUCUUCAAUAUUGUUGCAAACAUAGGUGUGGAUUGUGGAAUAUUUUACAUUUAACCUUGGCAGAUGCUUUUAUCCAAAGCAACUUACAAGUGAGGAACAUCACUAAAGCUAUGCUAAUAU
This is a messenger RNA of Seriola aureovittata, 1661 nucleotides long. RefSeq names its product leucine rich repeat containing 51 (gene lrrc51). Gene Ontology annotation, molecular function: protein binding. The coding region runs from base 704 to 1249 and encodes 181 amino acids. The record is from RefSeq and is a predicted model, not a curated record. Lineage: Eukaryota; Metazoa; Chordata; Actinopteri; Carangiformes; Carangidae. The transcript is spliced from 4 exons.